This is a messenger RNA of Stegostoma tigrinum, 4617 nucleotides long. RefSeq names its product WD repeat domain 97 (gene wdr97). The record is from RefSeq and is a predicted model, not a curated record. Lineage: Eukaryota; Metazoa; Chordata; Chondrichthyes; Orectolobiformes; Stegostomatidae. The transcript has 24 exons. Gene Ontology annotation, molecular function: protein binding. Bases 250 to 4545 code for a protein of 1431 amino acids.
GUUAAUGACUACAGACUAACCUCAAAAUGUCAGAGCCACUCAGUAAAUUUUGAGAUUGGUUAAAGACUGAGAUGCUGGGCACUGGUUAGUGAGACAUUAAAAAGAUUUGAAAUACGCAUUCCCCUGGUUACAGAGAGAGAACCCUAACAGUGACUGUGCCUUCAAUCAGUGAGUUUAGUGGUGGUGAAAGGAGGAGGAAGAUUGAUGGUAUUCGCACAUUGAUACACACAGCACACAGUCCCGGACACCAUGCAAACUAUGAACGCAAUACUUGACGAAGAAUCAGAAGAUGACAAUCUGUCACAGCAGCCUGAGAUGGAGUUAGAAACAACUGACACUCAGGAGACCCUCCAGGACAGCCUCCAGGAUAGCUUUCUGAAGACCACUGAGGAGAAAGUCCAACGACUGUGGCAUGUUCUGAGAACAGCAGUGUACGAGUCCGCAGAAAAGAUAAGGAGACAUGAUUGGAAGCCAAUGGAUUUGGAACAUGGUCUCCAACAUGUGCAGCGUGUGAUAUUUAAGAAUGCAAUCCACCAUGUCUUAUACAAUGGUGUCACCAAGAAGUUUAUCUGCUUGAAGUCCAAAACUAGCAUCUGUAUCUACCACUGCGAUGGGCGGAAGAAGCAGGAAUACACCCUCAGGGGGGCAAUAGAAGGAAUAGUGUAUGCUCGGCAGAUUAACCGUUACGUGGCCUGGAACAUCUGUCCACAGGUGAAGGUGCUAGGCCCAGACUUCCAGGUUAUCUCCACCAACCGGUCAAAGCAAACCAUCACCUGUUGCCAGUACAACGAGGAUUUGAAUGAGAUUGUCACGGCUGGAGUCGGCAAUGUUUGUACCUGGCAUUUCUACUUUGGCUGCCGUGAGCUGAUAUGUGCCAGCACCAUCACCAUAGGGCUGAGUCAGGAAGAUGUGUUCACAGAGCUGGCACUGGAGAGAGUCCGGGGUACCACAGUGACAAUGUUGCGCAGUCAGCACUGCUACGCAGUCUGUGGGAAAGGAGUAGCUGUCUUCGACUUGCUCAAAGCUACUGUAAUUUCAUAUGAGAAACGGCUGCAUGACAGAGUAAUCACAGGCAUCAUCCUGUUUGAAACACCAAGGCGUGUGGUCACUUCCUCGCGGGAUGGAAACAUCAAAAUAUGGGAUGAAAACUGGAAUCUUCAGAUUAUGUUCGUUGGGCACAGGGGUCCCAUUACUGCCCUUGCUCUCUACCCCCAUGGUCCCUAUCUCCUAUCGGGCUCUGAGGAUGAGACCAUUCGGGCCUGGAGCCUGGAGCUGGCUGACCAGGUGGACGAGAUCCAGAUGGGUGUGACAGUCACUCGCCUGGGCACAGAGCUCGGAGAGGAUAGCAUCUUCUCCUGCGCCAACCAGAGGCUGGAUUUCUGGACCAUCACGCACCUGUACAGGCAGCACACGGCCAUCGGACACAGCAUCACAGCCAUCCAGAACAGGAGUGGAUGGUUUCCGGGCCGUUUCCCAGUACGGUCAGCCUGCUCCUGCGCUGACGGAACAGUUCGCCUCAUCUGCCCAGAUACCGGGGAGAUCAUCACCAGCCUGCUGCUGGGCAGGGGUCAGCGGGUAGCUGACUUUGACUACUGCCUCCCCCGAGAAGCCCUGCUGGUUCUGACCAAACGAGGGGACCUCCUGAAAGCCAACGCCCUGGCUAAUCCCAUGGAGACCCAAUGGGAGGUGCUGGCGAGCGGACAGAUGUCACAGCUCUGUUGCCUGUGUAUCUACGCCCACACGGUAGAUAAAGAGCUGACCUACUCCCGGUGGCUGGAAGCGGUGGCCAGAGGAAGCGAAGGGAAGAUACAGAUCUUGGGAGUGAAGGACAAUGAUCGCUUCCUGCCAAUUGCUGGACAUCAGAAUGGGUUCCUGUCUGUGUUAGACUGGAGAUCGGGGAGCACUCAGUACCAGGUGCAUGCUCAUGAGUCGGGGAAACUGUCGCGUCUGGCGGCAAACCCAGCAAAUCAACAGCUCAUAUCAUCAGGUGAGGACAAUGCCAUCAAGAUAUGGCGGGUUUUCCCAUACGCUCAGGAGUCCCUCAGCCUCUUAAUGAAUCUAUACGGUGCCCACCCGACCACUCACCUGUGCAUCAUGAAGACCAUGUUCAUGGUGGCGUUUCAGAAUCCUGUUUGUGCUGUCCACACCCUUGUCCUCUAUGAUAUCAGGAAGAAAGCUCGUAAAGACCACCACCCAGCAAAUGACCACGAGGCUGAAAUCACAGGACUGUGUGCUUGUCCAGAGCUGAAGAUAUUUGCUUCCACUUGCAAAGCUGGGAUUGUGAAAAUUUGGGACCACAACAACCAGCUGAUAAGAGUUCUGCACCUGAAAGCAGUCGCGAACAGCAUCUCAUUCUGCAAUGAUGUUGGUAACAUUUUCCUGGGCAUCGAGCGAAACCUGUAUGUCAUGAACAGUUCAGAGUAUCUGCCCCAGCAGUAUCUGCUCCGGAUAGCAUGUAGGGAUGUCAGUGAUCCUGUGCCUGAUGCUGCCAUUCCCAUCACCAGUGCUACUCUCAAUUCUCUGUCUGCAGAAGAUUCCCAGCGUUUGAGAGGACCCCAUGCAUUCAACAGCCCCGAACAUUCUGUUGUUUUACCGGUCGAGUCUGAUGUGGGAUCCCUGGAAAAGCAGGAUCGACUGAAAGAGGCAUACGCUUCAUUGGCUAUGAGAGAUGAGGAAAUCCUUCUGAUUCAGCGUGGGGAGAUGAGGGGCCGGAAAAAACCUCCACGUACGAAGGAAAUCUUACAGCAAGGUUUCAGGAAAUACAUGCAGCUCUUGUAUGCUGAGACUCCACACAUAGAGAUUCCUGAGAUUCCAAUUUAUGAUCCGAACGAGCGGCUGGUGGACCUGAAGAGUCUCCUCAAUCGACCCCAUCGAUGCAGCAACAUCGUCAGAGGAUUCUUCCCACCAGUGGCACGGCCGGAGCCUUGGUCCGAGGUCACCGCCAAAGAGAAAAAACAAAGGGGUCUCUCCAGCUCCGGCCCUGCCCCCAUCAUCCCCAUUGCUCUGGACGGGUAUAUUCCGAACUCGGUGAUAUUACGCCUGCUCUGGCCUCUUGAUCUCUUUGAAAUCGUGGAUUCAGAGCCGGACUCGAUGGUGGACUCUGAGGUUGACCUCACACUGGAUGUAACUGCACCAACGGUGGAGCCCAGAGUCUUGCAGGAUUUUGAGGUCUCAGACACAUUGACUCGUCAUUCCAGCAUCUUCCUGGAGAAGGUGGAGCUACUGGAGGAGGAGAAUCGCAAAGCAAAACAGCAUUUGGGGCAAUCAGCUCUCAUCACGGCCCCUUCGGGACAGAAGGUUCGGAAAUUAUCGAGCACAGCUGUCCUGAGAAAUGAAUUACUCGCCAGACGAAGAUCUUCUCAAUUGUCAAAGGGAACGGCGUCAUCCCCACUCCCCGCUUUCGUCACAUUGUUCAAGGGGACCUCCUGGUUCGACAGCGUCUUCCCGGAACCGGACUCGACAAUCUUUCCACCAGAGCUAACGGAGACAGCGUUUGCAGAGAUGCUCAUCAUGACCUUGGCGACUGUUGAUUACAAUGUGAAGGAGGGUAUAGUGAAAGCCCUGGUGUUCCUGCUGCAGUGCCACCCCUCCAAUGUCACCGCAGUGGCCCACGAUGCCCUGAUUACUGCCCUCAACGGUUCAUCACCACCAGACCAGAAGAUCCAACUACAAGAAAAUUUUAUCCGUACUGCCCUGUGGGCUCUGAAGGAGUUAACACCGAAUAGCGAAGAGCUGCUGGUGGAGUUAAUGGUUCAGUACCUUCAGUCAGGCAUUCUGCUCAGGAAUAACAUUAUGCUUCUCCUUGUUGACAUCGGACUGCUUGAUCCUCACAAUUUCUUUGAGACGGAGAUGAAUUCAUGGAUUGCCUUUGAUGAGGCUGUUACCUCAAACAAACAAAACCUCCAGCAUUUAAGCAGUGCCUGGCUGAAGAAAUGGACUCGGAAGUUCAAGGAGCAUGUUCAAACAGCCUUGAAGUCACUGAAGAAGGGGAAGACAUUGAGAGGGACUAUACCAGCUCCACGAAAUCCGCCCCCCUCUGAGAUCCCUGCAGCUUUGUUAAAGAAAGUGGAUCCCGAUCAAACAACCAUGAUAAGGAUCCCAGAGGGUGUCCAGCCGGGAUCACUGGAACAGCUUCACCCCAUCGAGGCAGUAAAUUAUUUCUGUGAACUCCAACUCCAGCAGAAACUCAAGGCGAUGACGGCAACUGAAAAUGAGAAAGCUGCAAAAUCCCAGAGAGACAGGGAGAUGAUGAAGAACACUGUGCUCUUCCUGCCAAAGAUCCAGAGGGAACGAGCUCUAUUGAGACUUGGGGAGACCACUGUGACUGGAAAGCAACUUGAAAAGCUCCACCUACCGCCCAUCAUCUCGGGACCUCUGACUUUUGACAUCGGCCGAUUCAUCAAACUCGCCGUGCCGAAGGUCAACCUCAACCCCUUCCCCUCUGCCAUUGACAACUAUCCCGUUCAGCACGUCCUCAUCACUCUCCGGCACUCCCCACAGAAAUACUUCAUCCUGGAGCGUUCAUAUGUAUCCAACUACAGCUGACAGCACCCCUCAUCUCCCAGCCUGGCUGACAAAACACUGAUAGCACUUUACAAACUGCUCCAAAUUACUAUC